GGAGAGCCCUGCUUGGCAAACGACAGUCGGUACGGAGCCCUCGUAUAUCCUCGCCGUGUUUAUCUUCCGGAGCGGCUGGGGGGCGGCUUUCCGGGGUGGAGCGUGUGCCGGGACCGGCCCGGCUCCGGGCCGUGAGGGAGCGGCUCCGUCUGAGGGAGGUGGCGAGCCCAGCGGGCACCAUGAGCGUUUCACAGAACAAUGACACUAAAAGACAGUUUCUUCUAGAACGGUUACUGGAUGCAGUUAAACAGUGUCAAAUACGAUUUGGAGGAAGAAAAGAAAUUGCUUCAGAUUCUGAUAGCAGAGUCACUUGUUUGUGUGCUCAGUUUGAAGCUGUGUUACAGCAUGGUCUGAGGAGGAGCCGAGGAUUAGCACUAACAGCAGCAGCGAUCAAACAGGCAGCAGGUUUCUCCAGUAAAACUGAAACAGAGCCCGUGUUUUGGUACUAUGUGAAAGAAGUUCUGAAUAAACAUGAACUGCAACGCUUUUAUUCUCUGAAGACAAUUAGUACAGAUAUUGGCAGAGGCCGGGCUUGGUUGCGCUGUGCACUGAAUGAACAUUCCCUGGAAAGAUACGUUCAUAUGCUGCUUGCAGACAAGAAUCGACUUAGUGUCUUCUAUGAAGACUGGUCUUUUAUGAUGGAUGAAGAACGUUCUAGUAUGAUCCCUACAAUGGCAGCGGGUCUGAACUCCAUUCUUUUUGCAAUCAACAUUGAUAAUAAGGAUUUAAAUGGACAGAGCAAAUGUACACCCACAGUGUCUGAUCUGUUAAAGGAAUCAACGCAAAAUGUAACCUCAUUAUUGAAAGAAUCCACUCAGGGUGUUAGCAGCCUUCUCAGAGAGAUAACUGCAUCCUCUGCUGUCUCCAUCCUAAUAAAACCUGAUCAAGACACUGACCCACUUCCUGUUCUCUCAAAGAAUGUAAAUGCUGAUUUGAAAUCUAAAAAGGAUCGCAAAAAGAAAAAGAGAGUGACAAAUAUAAUCUCAUUUGAUGAAGAGGAAGAUGAACAAAAUGUGGGGGAUGCCUUAAAACCUCUGGUUACAGGAGAAAGUUCAGAGGAGAAUUUAGAAAAAUCUUCAGUUUUUAUAUUACCCUCAUCUGAUACCAGUCUUGGAAAAAGUUUGAAUGGGAAUGAAAGUAACCAUUCAUGGAAAAGCAAUUCAGUGUUCAUGAAUGGAGAAUAUGAAUACCAGAAACUAGACGUGAAGAGUAUUGAUGAUGAAGAUGCAGACGAAGACGAGCUAUAUGGAAAAACACUAAGAAAUAAAGGCACAGAAAAUGAAACUGAACCUUCUGAGAAGCCUCGUGAAAUAGUCACAUGCAACUCUCAGAUAUGCAGUUGGAGUCCUCUGCAGGUCCUGAAUGAUGACUCAGAUGUUCUGUUUCCUGUCAGUGCUGUUGGCUCUUACUCCCAAACUGAUAACCUGGAGAAUGGAGAGAGGCAUGAAGGUGGUGUUCAUGCAGUAGAACUGAUUCCAAGAAGAUCUGAUCAUCCUUUCAGAGUGGAAGUCAAUCCUGCAGCUCAAGUGAAUACUUUAAGCAAUAUGUUGCCAUCAGCCACUGUGCCAGAAUCCAUGACAAUUAAUGAACUUCGUCAAGCUAUUGUGGCCAUGAUGAACAGAAAGGAUGAACUGGAAGAACAGAAUAGGUCCCUGCGAAACCUGCUUGAUGGAGAGAUGGAGCAUUCUGCAGCACUGAGGCAGGAAAUGGACAACUGGAGAAGGAAAGUCGCAGAACAGGAAGAGCGGCACGCCAUGAAAGUCCAAGCCUUGGCAAGAGAAAAUGAGGUGCUAAAAGUGCAACUUAAGAAGUAUGUCGGAGCUGUCCAGAUGCUCAGAAGAGAAGGUCAAACAGUGGAAGUUCUGCCAAACAUUUGGAGCACCGAUGGUGAAUUUACUAUUCCAGACCAAAAGCAAGUAGAAAACAAUGAGGAACUAGCCAGCUCUUAUGAAAGGAAAUUGAUUGAGGUGGCUGAAAUGCAUGGGGAACUGAUUGAGUUUAAUGAGAGGCUGCACCGUGCUCUGAUGGCUAAAGAAGCUCUUGUGUCCCAGAUGAGACAAGAACUAAUUGAUUUGAGAGGGCCAGUCCCUGGAGAUUUGAGUCAAACAUCUGAAGAUCAGAGCUUGUCAGACUUUGAAAUAUCAAAUCGUGCUCUUAUUAAUGUUUGGAUUCCCUCUGUCUUUCUGCGUGGAAAAGCUGCUAAUGCAUUCCAUGUUUAUCAGGUUUAUAUUAGAAUAAAGGAUGAUGAAUGGAAUGUGUAUCGAAGGUAUGCAGAAUUCAGAAGCUUACAUCAUAAGUUACAGAAUAAAUACCAGCAAGUAAGGACCUUUAAUUUUCCACCAAAGAAGGCCAUUGGAAACAAGGAUGCAAAAUUUGUAGAAGAGCGACGCAAACAGCUACAAAAUUACCUAAGGAACGUAAUGAACAAAAUUAUUCAAACUGUGCCAGAAUUCACAGCCAAUCCCAAAAAAGAGACUCUUAUUCAGCUGAUGCCUUUUUUUGUUGACAUUCCACCUUCUGGAGAACCAGUAACCAAAAUCAACCGCUCGAGAGUGACUACUCGCUUCCCUAAACUGUCUCGCAGCCAACAAAGAGAGCCCCGAAGCCUGGAACCUCAGAGCGGUGAUCUUUGACCCUUUUUUGUAAUUGUGAUUGCUGGAACCAUGUACUUUAAGUUGCUCUGUGAUUCCUUCCUAACUUAUAUUUAUAAUUUAAACUCCUGAAGAGACUACAGCUGCAUCAACUUAAAUCCUGAAAAGAGACAUUCAUAACUAAGGGUCAUAUCCUGAUUAAAUACUUUGGAAGGCAGUAAUCACUUUCUCAAAAAGAAUACGAGAGCUCUUCACUGGGGCUCAGUAAACAGAUAGGCAUUUUGUUUGUUUUCUGAAGCAUUGCACAUAUUCUCCUUUGUUCUUCUGAAGUUAUGUUCUUCUGAAUUCCUUGUUUGUAUUGUGUUGUCUCAUUUUCUACAUGUACAUUUUUCUGGUCCAGACAUGGGUAUCGUGUCACCACAAUUUAUUUUCCUUAAAGAACACUUAUGAUUAUUACUACUUAAUAUAUCAGAAAGAUGUGCUUAAAAGAACCUCACUAAUUUAUUACCUUUUGUAAAUAGAAAGACUUUUUUAGUUAUUAUUGUAAACCUCUGAUA
Molecule: messenger RNA, 3148 nt
Organism: Oxyura jamaicensis (ruddy duck)
Lineage: Eukaryota; Metazoa; Chordata; Aves; Anseriformes; Anatidae
Gene: SNX29
Product: sorting nexin 29
Exons: 21
Coding region: 180-2633 (817 amino acids)
Molecular function (GO): phosphatidylinositol binding
Source: RefSeq, a predicted model, not a curated record